UGAUUCUUAUCAUUAUGGUUUACUGUGAAGAAGCCAUUGUAUCACAAAGGAAAUUUGUGUUCAUUAUUUAUGAAUUAGAUAAAGAAAAAGCUGAAAGUUUGACGAACACAGACGGGACUCUGAAUGUAGAGCUAUGAAAGUUUUCCACAUUUUCGACAUGAAUUUGAUUGUGGAAAUUCAAAACUAUCUGAAACAAAAAUGGUGCUCUCCUCGGGACACACUUCAUGUUUCUAAAGUUCCAAAGGUAUUACGGGAACCUGCCAUCUUUACGGGUUAUCGUCCCGUCAACAGGUCGUGGCGAUAUUACUUCUUCAGUCUUUUUCGUGUCCACAAUGAAACUUUUAACGUCUGGAGCCACCUUGUAGGCAUUUUAGCGAUCUUUCUACUACUUUGGAAUCUCUCAGACACCUACGGAUUUACAAGGAAUAAGCAUAUAUGGCCAGUCUUAACAUUUGGCGUGUGUGCGAUCAUAACAAGCAUGCUUAGUUCUGUCGCCCAUUUAUUUCAUUCCAAAUCUACGGAUGUUCAUUAUACGAUGUUCUUGCUAGACUAUAUUGGAGUGACGUUUUACUCUUAUGGUACCGGUGUUAUUGCAAUGUAUGCCUGUUCAACAAAAACAUUUUACGACAAUUGGUCACAGCACUACCUCCCAGCACUAGUUAUUGCCUGCUGGCUUUCUUACAUUGUUCUGUGUGUAGCGAAAUGUCUUUAUGGGGAAAAUCCAUUUAAUCUUUCCCGGAAACUUUUACAACUUGGAGGUAUUUUUAUCCUCUCCGUACUGCUGAUUGCUCCGUUAUUUGAUAGAUAUAUGGCGUGUUUUAUGCAAAGAUCCUGUUCAAUAUCUUCACUUCAUCAUAUCAGUAUUUGUAUACUCCUUUUCGCUUUACAAGCCUUCUUCUUUGGCAGCCAUUUUCCUGAAAAGUUGUUUCCGGGUAAAUGUGACAUCCUAGGUCAAGGACACCAGAUUUUCCAUAUUCUAAGUACCAUAACCCAGGCGACCCAGAUCCAGGCUGUUAUCGUUGACAUGGAGUCCGGGCACUCUGACCAUACUGACCCAGUGCUCUCACAGCUUUUUGUUUAUGGUAUCCUAUUGAUGGCCUUGUCACUACUCACAUUCCUAUAUGCACGAAGAUUUAGACUUAGCAGAACAUUUUAAGUUUGUUAUUUUGUUCAAUUCGUGAUUUUUAAUGAUGACAAUCGCUCUAUUUAUUUUGUAACUUCAUUCCGAUGAGUCUUUCAGUCACUUUUCUAGUCCGAUAUGUAUGUCAGUGUCUUGUUAUGAAAUGCCAUAUUGUCUGUUCGAUUAUAUCGUUUCUUGUGAAGGGUAUUCUGUGAUGAAUAACAUUUGUAAACACCAGUAAUUUAAAGAAGCAGAAUAACUGACCAAAACAUGGAAUGGGACAUCGUUAUAUCAAUAUUUAAGACCAAUUUGCUGAAUUGAAUUCAGUUUAAUAUAUAUACUCAGGUAUAAAAUACAGAGAGUGAAAAGGGGGUUGGGGUUCACGUGCAAUUUACGGUUGUUUUGCUUACACACAGAGAGAGAUUCACAUGCAACA
Saccostrea echinata is the source of this 1556-nucleotide messenger RNA. RefSeq names its product membrane progestin receptor beta-like. Gene Ontology annotation, molecular function: nuclear steroid receptor activity; steroid binding. The transcript has 2 exons. The record is from RefSeq and is a predicted model, not a curated record. NCBI's taxonomy places the organism in Eukaryota, Metazoa, Mollusca, Bivalvia, Ostreida, Ostreidae. Gene Ontology annotation, biological process: response to steroid hormone. The coding region runs from base 134 to 1156 and encodes 340 amino acids. Gene Ontology annotation, cellular component: plasma membrane.